CCGCGCCAUCCACGGCGGCCGACCACAGCCCGACCCGCCCAGCUGCAGCACCCAUCCAGCGCCCGGCAGCUGCGCCGGUGAAAGCUAGCCACGUGCAUGGCUGCAGAUUCGCGAGGCGGAGGAGAGCAUGAGCUAGCAACAGGCGUGCAGGCGUGGACCAGCAGACAGAGGCAGAGCCAGUCAGCAUGCUCAAGUGGCUGUCCGGGGCGAGGCCCAAGGGUCCGCAGCCGGCAGAGGUCGUCACCGACGACCCGCUCGCCACCAUACACGUCGCGGCGGGGGGCAAGCUGGACGGGCCGCUCGAGAUCUACGCCGUCAGCAGGGAGCCGUGCAUCAGCCAGCACGCUUGCCUCAGGGUGAACCCCAUCUUCGACGAGGGCGGCGGCUCCGCAGAUCGGCGCGGGGGCGGCCGUUGCGACCGCGGCGGCUCUUCUGGGUACGGCAGCAGCGGCAGCGGGGGCGGCAGCGGGGGCGGCAGCGGAGCCAGGUCGCCGUGCGCCAGCUCGUCCGGCGGCGAGUCCCCCAAGCAGUCAGCACCGCCCACCCCGGAGCAGGCGUCGCCCACGAGGACGCCGGCUACGAUGCCGGCCGGCCGCUGCUCGUCGCUGCAGACGAGGUCUCCGGCGCCCCCGCGGCACGCCUGCCCGCCCCCGGCCUCGCCGCCUCCUCCGCUCCCGCAGGCACGGCCGCCGCCUCCGGACACGCCGGCGCCCCCGCCCCCCGGGGGCAGUGGGUGCUCGCGGCUGUGUCCCAUCCCGGAGGGCUGGCCCGUAGGAGUGCCGCGUCCCAUCUGGCCGCCGAAGCACCUGGAUGCGCUGUACGCCGCGCUGGCCAAGCACACUGAGCACGAGCCCGCCGCCGCCGUCGCAGCCGCUGCCGCCGUCACGGCGCGGGACCACGCCAGCGACACCGCCUCCUCGUCCGCUAGCAGCGGCUUCGGCGAUGACCACCCGCCUUGUCUCUCCACCAGGCUGGUGUGUGGGGAACGCUGUUCUGCGAAGUCGAUGUCGUCGUCGCGGGAGAAGCUGCUGUCGGCGCGCCCGGACGCCGCGGCGGCGGCGGCGGUGGCUGCGAGUGGACACUGGCCCGGCGUUACGCCUGGCGACGUCUGCCUGCAGUCCAAGGACGGCGUCCUCUGGAAGCCGGACUUCACGCUGGACAAGGCGGCGGCCGAGCGGCUGAUGCGCAACAUCCAGAAGGCGAAGCGGCGCCGCUGCCUCUGCCACGCGGCCACCUCCUUCCUGGGACUGGCCGUCUUCCUGCUCUCCGUGAUGCUGGUCAGCCUCGCCAUGACGGGCGGACGCCGCUACUUCGGCUCCCUCUGAUCUGGCCCGACCCGAUGUGAUCCAGGUCGCAAUCCCGCCUACGCUUCAGCCUCUGCGAGAAGGGACCGCCGACGAAACCUGUGUCUGUGAGAGUCCGUGUGCAUUCCCGCUGCAGUGUAGCAUUCGUCGUACCUGACUGCAAGACACUUUGACGCACUGGUGCUAGAUGAUUUCGUCCCCGAGAGAAACAGAAGGCAGGAACCCUUCCAUAUUUAGAAAUCCGUAUAACCAUAAAGUGCUGCAGUAUUUCGCCGCCCAAAUACGAAAUGCUCUGUCCAUUUAUAGUCAGGAAUGAAAAAAUUCCUCACCCUCGACAUAAAACACAUAUUUGAUACAGAAUCUCUGCUUCACUUCGCUAUUCGCUAAGAUUUCAUUUAUUUCACUCAAGACCGUGUCAGAUGAUAGUUAAAUGGCACCACGUCAUCUAACUAGAUAUCAGAGGCACUGAUCACUUUUUCUUCCCUCCAAUCUGGGUGUGAUAUAAUAGCGUGAACGUUGAACGUUUACUGUUGCAAUUCUUUGGCACCGACAUACAAUCGACGGUAGUAAGAAGGAAGGUAGGUUAGGCCUUAACUUCCCGACGACAUCGAGGUCAUUAGAGACGGGGCACAAGCUCGGACUGUUUCAAGGAUGGGGAAGGACAUCAGCUGUGCCGUUUCGAAGGAUUCAUCCCCGUAUUUGCCUGGAGCGCUUUAGGGAAAUCACGGUAAAUCUAAAUCUGGAUGGCCGGAUGCGGAUUUGAACCCUUGCCCACCCGAAUGCCAGACUGGUGUUCUAACCGCUGCACCACCGCACUCGGUCCAAAAGUAGUCAGUAGAUGGGAACAGACUGUAUGUAUCUUCAGCAACAACAGCUAACCUUUGCUCUGAAAUAAUCCUUCAGCAAAUGAGCAGACACAAUGUCACUGUUGAAUCUUUUCAUUUUUAAACCAUAUUUUUUUAAAGGAAAACUGACGUUUAUGCUGUAAAAAUACACAAACUUUUCCACGGUCAUGAAAGAAUUCAACUUCACUUCUUCGAAACGUUUAAGCGUCGAUUAACUUUUUGCUCGUAUUAAUACAGUGUUUUCCAAUCUAUGCAUUACGUGAAACCCAUUUUAAUGUCCAUUUUUAUGGCGGAAACCCUGGUCUGUUUCUGUAGUAUGGUUUUAAUGUUGUAUAUAUGUUACAAAACGUAACGUGCCUCAUGUUUCUGAUGACAAACAAUAAAGUGCAGUACUUGUGGGUAGAUUCUGUGAUAAGGACGAUGGUGGCGCUUCGAAUCGCCUGCUACAAUCACACCUUGUGCACUUGUUCCCUCACUACUGACUUUAGCGACUACAUGGUUGUCUCCCAGUCCACGAUAUAAAUGUAAACGUCGUGUGACUAGGGCCUCCCAUCGGGCAGACCGUUUGCCGGGUUAAUACAGCGCAUUCGUAACGACUAUCCAAAAUAGUAAGUGGAAGCGAGGUUUAGAUGUCAUUCUAUUUCUGUAAUGUCACAGAAACAUUAAUUUCCAUUUCUUGAAUGUUAUGAAAAAAGUAACGUAAAGUUUGCAGAACUCUUUCAGGGAUCUCCACGGAAACACAGGGUUACGCGGAACAUAGUUUAAGAAAGCUGCGUUAAUGGAUUUCAAAACACAAUUCUCAUUUCCGACGCUGACAGCACUGCAUCACCAGUAUGGAGACUUAAUCCCGUCAUUGUACCGUACUGAGUGAGAUGGAGCACUGGUUAACACGUUUGGUCUCAUGAUCACGAGGAGUGGGCAUACAAGUGAAUCCACGUUCACAAGUUCAGUCAUCAAGAUUUAGACUUUAUCUGGCUUUCCUAAACCGAAUAAGGUGACCACAGGGAUGGUGUAUUUGCAAAGGAUGCGGUCAGAUUCUUUACCCAUCCUUUCUCGAACGAUCUCACCCGUUAGUAACACAGUAAACAAUAAUCUUCCUUCCUUAUAACCAUGUUUCAUCCAAGACGUUUGCCGCUCCACUGCCCACAUAAAAACUUGCCAGUAGUGAAGAAAAAUUACGCAGAUUCUACGGCUGUACUACUUGUUUGCACGAAUUUCAUACAUUUCCGCAAAGCCUUGUCCUGAAACAUAGUCAGUGCCUCUUUGCCCUCAAUGCACGAACGCCUACCUGCCCCCCCCCCCCCCCCCCC
Messenger RNA from Schistocerca piceifrons (Central American locust), 3459 nucleotides. Its product is annotated as protein FAM117B-like. The transcript has 8 exons. Lineage: Eukaryota; Metazoa; Arthropoda; Insecta; Orthoptera; Acrididae. Bases 186 to 1325 code for a protein of 379 amino acids. The record is from RefSeq and is a predicted model, not a curated record.